AUGUCAACCAUUUCACAAACAGCGCGUCGGCUUUUCCGAUCGCAAAACCUUUCAACAUUCAGAAUAUACUCGCCCGCAGCGCCUAUCGCGCGUCUUCACCAACAAGGUCCAACACGGUCGGCAGUGGUUCACAAUCAAGCCCUCCCUAGCCAAACAGAAGCACCCCAGUUCCUUUCUCAGACCCAGUCACAAUCACCACACCAUGGAUCCACAACUCUCGACGCCCUUGUUUCCCAAAUCCCUCUCGUCCAAACCCUCCGCGAAACACACAGCACCUACAAGGAAACCCGUCCCCAUCUCGCAAUCCCACCACCUAUCAGACAGCACCACUUCGUAGGUGGCAGCUUAGCUGGUCCAGGCAAGCUUGCCUUCGCACCAUACAUGUGGCUAUCGACCAGCAAAACCGAAGAACAGACCGAGAAAGCCGACCGAGCCAGCAACGUUGUAUCGGUAUUCCACAUCGGUCAGGAUCUCUGCGGUCACCCGGGCUUUGUCCAUGGUGGUCUGCUUACUGUUCUCUUUGACGAGGUGUUUGCGCGCUGUGCCUCUGCGGUUCUUCCCAGCGGGCUGGGUAUGACGGCUAAUCUUAAUGUGGAUUUCCGGAAACCGGCUCUUCCCGACCGCAUGUAUGUGCUGCGCACGAAGACGGUUAAGGUUGAGGGUAGGAAGGCUUGGGUUGAGGGUCGGAUGACUUAUCUUCCUUUGGCUUUGCUACCUUCUGCGGACUCGAAUGGCAUCGUUUCGGAUGCUAGUUUGCUAAAGGAGGAUAGCGAAGGUGCGGUUAUGGUUGCUGAGGCCAAGGCUUUGUUUAUUGAGCCUAAAUUUGCGGAUUCUAUGGUGAAGAUUUAUGCGAACUAG
Molecule: messenger RNA, 858 nt
Organism: Penicillium crustosum
Lineage: Eukaryota; Fungi; Ascomycota; Eurotiomycetes; Eurotiales; Aspergillaceae
Product: PaaI family thioesterase
Exons: 2
Coding region: 1-858 (285 amino acids)
Source: RefSeq, a predicted model, not a curated record